UGGUGAAUGUUCUUCUACUCAACUAAUUGAUGGAGAUGGCACAUUUAAUGUCGACGGACUGGAAAAUUUCAUCAAGGAGGUCAAAUUGAGGGAAUGUGGUCAUUCAUACGCCGUAGUCUCCAUCAUGGGUCCUCAUAUUAGUGGGAAGAGUACGCUGUUAAAUCAUCUAUUUGGCACCAACUUUAGGGAGAUGGAUCAUUUUAAAGGGAGGCAUGUCUACAAACCGACUGUUUAGCUCACUCUUAUGAAGUAUUUGGAUUCGGAAAGUGCAAAACCAGUUUGGUGUUUUUCCAGGUCCCAAACCACCAGAGGUAUAUGGAUGGCAACAGCUGCUGGCAUGGAACCGUGUACCCUGGUUAUGGACUUGGAGGGAACUGGAGAAGGAGAGGACAAUACUGCUUUUGAAAAGCAGAGUGCACUUUUCGCUUUGGCUGUCUCCGAUAUAGUGCUCAUAAACAUGUGGUGUCAUGAUAUUGGCCGUAAGCAAGCUGCCAGCAAGCCUCUUCUGAAAACUGUAUUCCAAGUCAUGAUGCGAUUGUUUAGCCCACGGAGAACAACUCUGUUGUUCGUCAUACGGGAUAAAACAAGGACUCCUCCGAGAUAUCUAGAAAAUCGCUUGAGAGAAUUUGUGCAGAAGAUAUGGGACGAGGUUCCUAAGCCACAAGCACACAAGGAAACUCCUCUCAGUGAUUUUUUUAAUGUUGAGUUUGUUGCUCUCUCUAAUUAUGAAUACAAGGAAGAGCAAUUUAAAGAGGAGGUGGCCAGCCUUAGACAGCGGUUCUUCCAUUCUAUUGCAGCUGGUGGGCUCGCAGGAGAUCGAAGGGGAGUAGUUCCUGCUUCAGGAUUUUCUUUUAGUGCUCAGCAGAUGUGGAAGGUCAUUAAGGAGGAUAGGGACCUUGACUUGCCUGCAUACGAGGUCAUGGUUGCUACCGUACGAUGUGAAGAAAUUGCCGACAAAAAAUAUUACAGUUUUACUGAAAAUAAGGAUUGGCAUUUGAUUGAAGAGGCUUCGCAGUUGGGACCAGUUCCUGGUUUUGGAAAGAAACUCGGUUCAAUUCUUGAGGCUUGUUUAUCGGGGUAUGAAUCAGAGGCCAUAUAUUUUGACGAGAAUGUUAGAUCUUCGAAGCGGAAGCAGCUUGUAGAAAAAAUACUUCAACUUGUACAACCGGCUUUCCAAUCUGUUCUUGAACGUAUUGGGUGGGAAACUGUAGAUAAGUUCAAGGAAGCAUUUGAAAAGGCUUUGAUCGGACAGGAAGUGUUUUGUGUGGCUGCUCAUGACUGCACUCAGUCUUAUAUGGCUCAAUUUGACGAAGGAUGCGCAGAUGCCGUAAUUGAACAAGCCAAAUGGGAUACAUCUAGAGAACGGGAGAAGCUGCAGCAUAACAUUGAUGCCCAUGUUGCUUCAGUCCGUGCUGCCAAGCUCUCUGAGCUUACAGAAGCAUCUAAGGCACAACUGAAUGAAGCUCUGUCUAAACCAGUGGAAGCUCUUUUGGAUGGAGCUAAUAGUGAAACCUGGUCGACUAUCAGGAUAGUUCUUGCGCGUGAGACCGAAUCGGCUGUAACUGGGUUUUCUGGUGCCCUUUCUGGUUUAGGCAUGAUGAACAGAGCAAGGAAAAAUUCCUCGCAGGUAUAACAGAUCAUGCAA
This is a messenger RNA of Syzygium oleosum, 1645 nucleotides long. Its product is annotated as protein ROOT HAIR DEFECTIVE 3 homolog 1-like. Gene Ontology annotation, molecular function: GTP binding; GTPase activity. Gene Ontology annotation, biological process: endoplasmic reticulum membrane fusion. NCBI's taxonomy places the organism in Eukaryota, Viridiplantae, Streptophyta, Magnoliopsida, Myrtales, Myrtaceae. The record is from RefSeq and is a predicted model, not a curated record. Gene Ontology annotation, cellular component: endoplasmic reticulum. The coding region runs from base 245 to 1633 and encodes 462 amino acids. The transcript has 15 exons.